UCCAGCUUCCCCCAGGGCCAUGCACUCCUUUCACUGGAAUCUCAAUGCUGUCACGGCACUGAGGUCAGAAUGCUGAAAUAAAGGAAGGGCCAGGUCCAGUGGUCAAUGUUUCUGGUGGUAACCCUUAUACUCCUGCCUCAAAUCAAGUCUUUGGCAUGCAUUCUCCAUUGCAUGUAGCUCAUUUGCCUUCAGACGGAGUGAGGUUAAAGAAUGUGCAUGUGGGAACUGUGGAAGUUUUGCCCCAGCAAUUUCUCUGGGUAGGUCAGAACCUAUGGAGUCAGCCAGCUGUAGCCGGCACCUGUGUUUUUGGCUGAAAGGCACUGAACUGAUGGACCCCGCCUCCUUCCCCGCUCCUCCUCUAAUCUUGGUUUAACACCGCAGCACACACAGCUGUUAAAAGCUCACAAUCAACGCAGAAAGAAAAGAGCUAAAGGCAAAGGUUAUUUUUCAUCAAGAAACAACUCGGAGCCCAGUCAGAGAGGGACUUUGAUCCUCAGGGGUAGAAUUGCUGAAGCCCGGCUCUGCGCAGACGUUAGGAGGAGAGGAGGAGUAUAAAGUCCAAGCCCAUUCCAGUGGUAAACUACUUUCUACAGAGUCUUUUUCCUUCAACCUUUUCCUUGGAAGGAUGCAGUCUCAAGACACAGGUGUUCAGUACAGCAGGUGGAACAACAGUAGCUGUGAUGAAGUCAGUGUGAACACAUCCACUGCCGAGGUGUCAGGAUGUAAAAGAAUUUACAUGAAGCUGUGCACUGGGAAAAUCGGCAUUGCAGUUAAAGUGAUUGGAGGAAACAUCCUCUUCUGGAUGGUUUUUGUCAUUGGCUAUGUGACAGGUUACUAUGUGCACAAGUGCAAGUAGAAGUAACAGUGAAAUUCACCGGCAGGACCCAGACCUGGAUUUCUCUGGUGAGGUAAUCCCAAACCUCCCUGUCCAGUUCCCACCCCCAAUCAGGCAAGUCAGCCAGCAUGCAUGCAAGAUGCAGGAAUCUUCACUAUGUGUCCUAUGAGCACACAAAGGGAACCAUCAGGAUUAGGGAGGUGCAUAGGAUGAGUGCUAGAUGCAGCACUUCUUGCUGCCUACGAGAGAACUGAUUGUCCAAUCUCAGCUGAAAGCACAACAAAAGCAGAGGAGGAACUAGAAAUGGAUGUGCUCUCCCUCAUGAAUCAGCAAAAUGUGCUGUUUCCAAAAUCUGUCACUGCUGCCAAAAUGCCCUAUAUUGCAAUAAGAACAGCUUCUUGGUCCUGCGGUUUCCAUCCCUACCCCUUGUGACACACCCAUCAGCAGGGGAUCUGGGUACUGGUUUUGCAUGGGCAUGUUUUCUAUGAGCUUCUUAAUGGCAUCUGCAUAUCUCCUGGCACAUCUGUAUGCAUGUGAAAACACCUCUGUUUUGUGAGCACAUAAUGGGUAGUUGUGUGAGCAAACCCGUCACUGGGCACCCAACCCAUUUGUGCACGUGAUUAAAGUCUCCUGCAUGUGCAAUCAAAAUUCCUUAGCAGUCACUGGAGCCCUUUGUUGAUCAGUGGGUCAACACACCCACUUCUAUUUGACUAUGACUUUUCAGGAGCAAGGUGCUGCUCCCUUACAUUUGGGAUCUUUCUCUUUUCAAGCCCUUAUUUCUACCCCUCACUUUACUAGAGGCUGUGAGUGCCAUGCCUGGAUUCACAGGACUUGCUGAACUAACCUUUGAAACUUCUUUAUGCUCCAUCAGUCAUGUCAGCCAGGAAGAUUAAAGGCUUUUGCACACAACCCCUCUACUAACUCUUCAGGAAGGCUGCAUGCCAGGUUCCCAGUGUAGUUGGGUUCAUUAUAAACCAGUGUGAUGGGAACCUUUAUUUUAAUCAGCACCUCACUGGCUUCACCCUGUGAAGGAACCUGUUGCUCUUUGUAAUCAUGUUAAUGUUUCCUUUAGAAAGCUCUUUUCAAGGCAGGGCUCUCACACAGACUGUUUUAUAGGAUUUUCAAACUGUGCGGCAGGCAUGUAAAGUUCUGUAUAUUUCUGCAUCAGAGUCAAAUUAUUUUAAGCAAUAAAAAGCAGAUUUAAAGGCAAUAGGCUGCUCAUGUCUCUGAUCAGUGCUGGAAUAUGUCUCUCAAUGGAAAGGCAUAUACAGAGGAGAACACUGAAGUGUAUCUUGCUGUCUUAGACUCAUUUCCUGUGACUGCAGUUUGAAUAGGAAGUGUCAGGGAAAUAUACUCUUGGGGCAGCCUGGAACUGUUCGUUACAUAUUUGGAGGUAAUUGAAGUUCAAGGGCUCCCCC
Messenger RNA from Chelonoidis abingdonii (Abingdon island giant tortoise), 2253 nucleotides. RefSeq names its product small integral membrane protein 1 (Vel blood group) (gene SMIM1). The record is from RefSeq and is a predicted model, not a curated record. Lineage: Eukaryota; Metazoa; Chordata; Testudines; Testudinidae.